CGUUGGUGCGAGGAACAGAGGAGGAGAGGCGGCUGGCGAGGAAGGAGACCAUGGCUUCGGCGGGUGUUUCUCCCGAAAGCAAUUGUAGUGAUAGUAGCGGACAUUUAGAAAGCCCCCUAGAGCAUUCCUUAUGUCAGCGUCAGGAGGUCGGUAGUUCGAGUUAAUACCUACAUUUUACAGGUGAUCGUAAUUAAUAACCUUUGUGUGCUGACUUGAAGUUUUUGCAAAGUUCUUUUUCCACAGCCACCGUGGGAGGUAGGUAGUGCAAGUAUUACCCCGUUUAAUGGAGGAGGACACAGCAUCACAAGAUGUCACAACUUGCCCAAGGUCCUGGGGCUGGUAGAAGCCAUAUUUACCACAGCCAUGGCUUUGGUGUCAGCAGACUCCCGAAUAGCCGAACUGCUCACGGAGCUCCAUCAACUGAUCAAACAAACGCAGGAAGAACGCUCCCGAAGUGAACAUAACCUGAUCAAUAUCCAGAAGACCCAUGAGCGAAUGCAGACAGAAAACAAAAUCUCUCCCUAUUACCGGACAAAGCUUCGAGGUCUCUAUACCACAGCCAAGGCAGAUGCAGAGGCAGAGUGCAAUAUACUGCGCAGAGCUCUGGAUAAGAUUGCUGAGAUCAAGACUCUGUUAGAAGAAAGGCGCAUUGCGGCUAAAAUCGCAGGAUUGUACAAUGAUUCAGAACCUCCACGGAAAACCAUGCGCCGAGGGGUGCUGAUGACUUUGUUGCAACAGUCAGCCAUGACAUUGCCCCUGUGGAUUGGGAAGCCUGGGGACAAGCCACCACCCCUGUGUGGGGCCAUUCCGGCUUCAGGGGACUACGUAGCCAAACCAGGUGAUAAGGUGGCUGCUCGAGUGAAAGCUGUGGAUGGGGAUGAGCAGUGGAUUCUGGCAGAAGUGGUCAGUUAUAGUCAUGCCACCAACAAAUACGAGGUGGAUGACAUUGAUGAGGAAGGCAAAGAGCGACACACAUUGAGCCGAAGACGUAUCAUCCCACUACCGCAGUGGAAGGCCAAUCCUGAGACAGACCCUGAAGCUUUAUUCCAGAAGGAUCAGCUUGUUCUGGCAUUAUACCCCCAAACCACCUGUUUCUACCGGGCUUUGAUUCACACUCCCCCACAACGGCCCCAGGAAGACUACUCUGUCCUGUUUGAAGACACCUCCUAUGCAGAUGGCUACUCUCCUCCCCUCAAUGUGGCCCAGAGGUAUGUUGUGGCCUGCAAGGAACCCAAGAAGAAGUGAGGUUCGGUUCGGCUGAAUCACGGACUGCUUUUCCCUUGCCUUUGUUUACCUGACUCUUCUGCCGUGCCCUUUGAAGGGGGGAAUUAAUGUAUCAUUCUCUGCAGACAAAUAAAUAUACAGCCCUGUCCCCCACAUCAUCUGUUUCUAGGGCCUAAUUUCCUCUGACUUCAGUCCAUUCUCCAAGUGAGAACUGGGAGCUGUGUGUCCUCCUUUGGUUCUAAGGGUGACUUGUGAACUAGGGUGUAAAUCAUUUUAUUUUUUAGACUGAGACAAUGUUUACAAGAGCUGAGCAAAAUAAACUCUUUAUAACACUAA
This is a messenger RNA of Trichosurus vulpecula (common brushtail), 1560 nucleotides long. RefSeq names its product SAGA complex associated factor 29 (gene SGF29). The record is from RefSeq and is a predicted model, not a curated record. Lineage: Eukaryota; Metazoa; Chordata; Mammalia; Diprotodontia; Phalangeridae. Bases 364 to 1245 code for a protein of 293 amino acids. Gene Ontology annotation, cellular component: SAGA complex. The transcript has 10 exons.